Olea europaea var. sylvestris is the source of this 618-nucleotide messenger RNA. RefSeq lists its product as uncharacterized. The transcript has 2 exons. Bases 1 to 618 code for a protein of 205 amino acids. The record is from RefSeq and is a predicted model, not a curated record. NCBI's taxonomy places the organism in Eukaryota, Viridiplantae, Streptophyta, Magnoliopsida, Lamiales, Oleaceae.
AUGAGAGUGAAGUCCGAUCCCAUUUUUUGUGAAUACUUACUUCGAAUUGGAGGUGGAACGGAACAAGAACAUACUUGUAACUGUAUUAAGCUACCAAAUAGAAUAGUUCUACCAUUCGAAGAUGAAAUUACGUCUUUAAAAAAAUUGAUACAAUGUGUGUUUCCCAAUAAAGACACAUAUGGCAAUCAUUUAUAUACGAUGGUCAAUCGUGUUAUUCUUACGCCUACAAAUGAAUGUGUUGGCUACAUUAGUGGACUUUUGCUUGAACAAAUUCCUGAUCAAAGUUUCACGUACUAUAGUUUUGAUGAAGCAAUUGAGAAAUUAGAACAACGCCUACAGGAAGAUUUCUUGAGUACUUUGACACCUAAUGGUAUUCCACCUCAUGAGUUGAAAUUGAAGAUGAAUUGUUCUCUAAUGUUAUUACGAAAUAUCAAUCCUUCCGAGGAGUUAUACAAUGGAACAUGCCUUACUUAUCGAAAAUUUGAGAGAAAUGUCAUUCUUGCUGAAAUCACAACUGGUGAAUAUCGUGGAAAACAAAGUAUCAAAAUCAAUGUAAUUUAUACAGUAUAUGGACAUUCAAAUUUAUGUGAAGAAAGUCAAGGAAAUGUUGGUGCAUAG